This is a messenger RNA of Tetranychus urticae (two-spotted spider mite), 1431 nucleotides long. NCBI's taxonomy places the organism in Eukaryota, Metazoa, Arthropoda, Arachnida, Trombidiformes, Tetranychidae. The record is from RefSeq and is a predicted model, not a curated record.
CUCGUUCUUUAAUUGAAAUAUCAUUAAACAAGUCAUAUUGCUGUUCAUGUGUUUUACCACUAAUUUACAUAGUUGAAAAGUGGUUAGUAGGUCCAACCAUUCGUAGAUUCCACGAUGUUUAUCAAUGAACUUCCAGACGAUUGUUUGCUCAUCAUUUUUGGUCAAAUAAGUGGAUUGGAUGAUUUAGUAAACUGUUAUAAAGUAUGCAACAAAUGGAGCCAAUUAAUAACUGAGCGAACUAGAAAAGUUAAAUAUUUGGUUGAACAUCGAUUUUUUUGGAACCGUGGAUCACGGAAUUAUCCGUUUGAUUAUGUUUAUUAUGGAACAAAAGAACCAAUCGAUGGAACUUGUCUGAGCACAUUAUUUCCAAAUUUAAUAAUUGCCGACUUUUCUGAUACAUUCAUUGAAAAAGUAAAACACGAAGAAAUCGUUACAUUGGUCAAAAAUAUGAAAUCUUGCAAAGGAUUAAUCCAUCAACAUUCUUAUUUUUACCCCCCAAAAGAAUCGAUUUUCCAAUAUUGUGAUGAACUCGAAAUGGUCUCCACCAAUUAUAUUGAUCAAUACAUCGCAAACAAACGUGUCAAUAUCAAACAAUUGAACCUGUGGGAUUAUAAUUUAAGUAAAUUCACGAGGCGUAAACAUUAUUUUCGAAAUCUUGAAAGACUACACAUUUAUUCUGAUGGUGACGAAGAAAGCUACUACCAUGUUCCCAGAUUGAGAAGACUUAAAAUACUUGAAUUGUAUUUACUUCCUCGUGAUGAUGAAGACAUUUAUUAUGGUUUCAAGUUCAUGGAUUCAUUUCGAAAUCUUCAAAGUGCACAUAUUUACUUGCUAUUCGACGACAUUUUUGUUGAUGAAUCAUUAAAACACGAAUCUUUGCGAGAUUUAGUCAUAGAAUUUUAUAUCUCUGAAUACAAUGACAAUUACAAAUGGAAUGAAUGGAAAAGCUUGUUCACGAAAUAUCCAAAUCUUAAACAUCUUGCACUGAGGAGCAACUGGAGAUUGAAAAAUGACCAUGUGAAGCAAUUGGUUCGCAUUUUACCCAAUUUAGUGUUAUUUGAUGCUCGUGGUUGUCGACAAGUCACCCAGGAGGCUGCUAGUUAUGUCCAAGAUUAUAAUAGAUUACAUGGACGAUCAAUCAAGUUUUAUUUUGUUGGAAAUUAUCGUGAGAUUCAUUCAGAUUGGCCUCAUUUAUCCACUAAAACUGAAACAAUUAGUCAAGGGUUUGAUUUCAUGAAACAUUGUUUUCUUAAAGAUUUUGGUCAACUUUCUACUUUCUUAAUUUCUAAUGAAUAUCGUUCAAUAAAUAAUGUGUAUUCACGAUAUUAAUAAGGAACAUCAUCAGAGGAAAAAAGCUUACAAUUUCAAUCAAACUCGACGUGCAGCUAUCAAAACAAAAUUUUGUUCAAUAAAUUUUUUUCAAAAUUAAAA